Carassius auratus (goldfish) is the source of this 828-nucleotide messenger RNA. RefSeq names its product G-protein coupled receptor 4-like. The transcript has a single exon. Gene Ontology annotation, biological process: phospholipase C-activating G protein-coupled receptor signaling pathway; positive regulation of Rho protein signal transduction. Gene Ontology annotation, cellular component: plasma membrane. The coding region runs from base 1 to 828 and encodes 275 amino acids. The record is from RefSeq and is a predicted model, not a curated record. Gene Ontology annotation, molecular function: G protein-coupled receptor activity. Lineage: Eukaryota; Metazoa; Chordata; Actinopteri; Cypriniformes; Cyprinidae.
AUGAAUAACUCUACAUUGAACUUCACCUUACCUGAACCAUCCACAACUAAGGCCAUUGGGAUUGUGGAAACUGUGAACAUUUGUAUGAACAGCUUUAGUUUCCUGGUUGGUCUUCCUACACACUGCUAUGUUGCAUGGCUCAUCAUCAGCGGAGCAGGAAAUGGAGUUGCAUCAGAGUUCUUCAUCCUCAAUCUCUCUGUUUCUGAGAUUGGUUUCUGUGUGAAUUGUUUGACCUUUGUACUGUCACAAUGGUUUUCAUGUAUAGUGGCUUUUAAACUAUUUUUAAUAGGACUAAUCGUUAGUGGUCGUCCUCUGUUUCAGUGUCUGAUGUGUGUUGAGCGUUACCUGGCAGUGGUUCAUCCUGUAACCUUUCUGAAGUACAAACCUCUCAGAUAUAGAGUGAUCUGCUGCACUGUGGCCUGGAUAGUUAUUCUUGGCUCCUGUUUCUGCUGCCUGUUUACUAUACUCAAACACUACAUUGUCCAUAUGUGGUUCUUGUCAGUUCAGUUCCUUUUCUUCUUCCUUAUCCAGUUGUUUUGUCUUGUAGCUGUUCUCAGAGCUCUGAAGCAGUCAGGACCAGGAGAAAGAGGGAGAGAGAGAGAGGAGGAAAACCACAUGAAGAGAAGAGCGUUUAAUCUCAUUCUCAUAACAACAGUGACAAUGGUCAUCACAUAUGCCCCAUACUGUAUUUCAGGGUUUUUAACCAUUGUCACUGAAAAGGUUUUUGAGGCACAAUGGGUCCCUGGUUUGUUUUGUUAUGUGCUGGCUGGUUUUGUUCAGCCUGUUCUUUAUCUGCACCGUGCUAGAAAACUCUCUUGCCUCUUAUAA